Molecule: messenger RNA, 939 nt
Organism: Pyrenophora tritici-repentis Pt-1C-BFP
Lineage: Eukaryota; Fungi; Ascomycota; Dothideomycetes; Pleosporales; Pleosporaceae
Source: RefSeq, a predicted model, not a curated record
AUGGCUGACAAGGAUAUCGCCACACGUGCGCCAGAGAGCGAUGCGCAAGAAAAAGCCCAGGACUCAGGGAGCGUCUUUCCUGGCGACACGCCGGCACAAGCAGGACCAAGCAUGGGUGAACACUGCACCACUGACCGUCCCAUAGCCUCUGGCGAGAAGCCAUCCGGUGACCUUACAAAACUUGGCGGCGUGGAAUGCUAUAUCGCGAAACCCGCCGACUACCCUCACUCGCCCUCGAAACUUCUUCUCAUGCUCACGGGCGGCACAGGCGUCAAGUCGACCAACAACCAGCUACAGGCUGACAAGUAUGCGGCCGAGGGCUAUCUCCGUCGUUAUGCCGACCAGAAGCUUCCUGGCUCGAGUCGGUCAAGCUUAGGACGGGCAGAGGGCAUCAAGUCAUUCAUGAUCGACAUGUGGCUCGCUCGUCAUACCCCAGAGAAGGUGCUUCCGCUGCUGAAUAAGGUGGUUGAAAGUGCAAAGGAAGAGUACGCAGACGCUGUCGCAAAUGGUGGGGGCAUCUAUGGCGUUGGCUACUGCUUUGGUGCCAAAUAUAUCCUCAUGCUUGCUUCCAACCUUCCCGACACGGUCGCAUGGGGAGAAGAAGCACCCAAAGAUGUAGAGCAAGGAACCGCCAACAAGGAGCCUGUCCUAAGGGCUGGAGCUAUUGCACAUCCGACCAUGACAACCAAGGAGGAUCUCGAGGCUGUCAAGUCGCCCGUCUACAUUGCCGCCGUCAAGGAUGACCCCAUGUUUUCAGAAGACGAGGCACUAACACCUGGUCGAAGAAGCAUGGAGGCGAAUAAAGUUGAGCAUGAGAUUCACGUCUUCUCUGGCGUGCCCCACGGCUUUGCCGUCUAUGGAGACUAUGAGGACGCCAAAAUCAAGCAGUCACAAGCACAAGCUUUCGGCCAGAUGCUGGGCUGGAUACAGUCCCACUAG